Daktulosphaira vitifoliae (grape phylloxera) is the source of this 973-nucleotide messenger RNA. It is a transcript of the gene EMC7, whose product is annotated as ER membrane protein complex subunit 7 homolog. Bases 142 to 834 code for a protein of 230 amino acids. The transcript has 4 exons. Gene Ontology annotation, molecular function: carbohydrate binding. Gene Ontology annotation, cellular component: EMC complex. NCBI's taxonomy places the organism in Eukaryota, Metazoa, Arthropoda, Insecta, Hemiptera, Phylloxeridae. The record is from RefSeq and is a predicted model, not a curated record.
AUUAAAUAUUUAAGAAUCCUGUUUCAUGAAUCUUUCUAUUUCUGUAAAAUAUUUUUUUGUAAAUUUAUAUUUAUUGUUAUUACAUUUUAAAAUUUAGUAUUUUUUUGUUAUUUUGUUUUUAAAGUUAUUGCCUGUAUAAAAAUGAAAUCUAACACAUUUGAAAUUAUUCAUUUUGUUUUAAUUUUUUUUUUGUCAAAUUUUGUGCAUGGACAAUAUGAAUAUAGUCCAGAACUUUAUAAUAUUGAAGGUAAAGUUAUGGUACCAAAUAUGACGACAUCUUGGUUGGCAGAAACCAUUGUUCAUUUAAAAGGAGGUGAAGCUAUUGGAUUUUUAAGAAAAAAUGGAUCAUUUGUGAUAUCUAAAGUUCCAUCGGGAUCAUAUAUUGUCGAAGUUAUAAAUCCUAACUACAUAUAUGAACCAAUAAGAGUUGAAAUUAAUUCUAAAGGUAAAUACCGAGCACGCAAAGUUAAUUAUAUUCAGUCUUCACAUGUCCAUCAAGUGUCGUAUCCAUUAGAAUUUAUUAACUACAUGCCUGCAAAAUAUUUUUACACUAGAGAGCAAUGGAAAAUUACUGAUUUUCUCUUUAAUUCUAUGGUUUUAACCAUGGUAUUACCUCUUCUUGCUAUUUUGGUUUUGCCCAAAUUAAUGAAUGAUCCAGAAACAAAAAAAGAGAUGGAGCAAUUAACUAAUUUAAAACAUGAAAUGCCAGAAAUGUCUGAAAUGAUCACAACUUUUUUUACUGGAAAUCCGCCAACAACUAAUGAUAAACAAAAAGAAAAAUCAAAAGCAAUUAAGAGUUCAAAAAAUCAAAUAAAAACAACUAGAAAUAAGUAAUAUUUGUAAAUUAACCCUUUAUUAAGGGGUACAUUGUACAUUUAUAAUUUAAGGUAUAAAUAGUUUCAGGUUCUUUUUCUAUACAUAAAUGUAAUAAUUUGACAUAUUAUAUACAAAUUAAAAAUUGAUACAUUCAUAA